AUGGGCAACACACUCACCUCCGUGAGGACCGCCGUAGUGUCCCCCGGGUGGUACAUCCGGAAAACGAAGGCGACCCAGGUGACGCCCAUUGCCGGGCCGCCGGACGCGGUCCCGAAGCCCGGAGCGGAGCCCGCGCCGCCGAAUUUCGAAGCCCGACUGAAGGAAUGGGCGACCCCGGCGGAGCACGACCCUUCGUGGGACGAGCCGCGCGCGGAGGCGCACGCAACACAGGUGUCAACGGACUCCAUGGAGGCGCCGCUCCCGGGCGGCAAGGGCGGCGAGACGCGGCAGCGGGCCGAGGACCCCGCCGGGCUACCGUCCGACCUCAAUCACGCGCGGAGCCGCGGCCUCAUGCCGCUCUCCCGAGGCACAACUGUCGACAAGAGCUCCAGUGCGGGCUUCGAGGCGGAGAACGGGCCGGCGAGGCCCUCCGCGCCCGCGCACCUCCCGCCGCUGCCUCACCUGAGAGCACGGCCGCGAGGUGACAGCGACAUGUCGUACGCCAGCGCCGCCCACGCGGGGCUGCGCCACGUCGUGCCACGCCCGCGGAGCACCUCUCGCCCGGCCGCGAACGCCGCGCUCGAGCACGCGAGCUACAGCGGGGCCGCCGACGCCGGCGCGGAGCGGCAUUCCUUCCACGCCGCGCACGAGAACGGCGGCGAGCGGCGGUUCUCGGCUCUUCCGCCCACGCCGCCGCGCCCCACGGGCCGGCUGUCCACGGGCACGCCGCCCGCGCACGGGCGCGCGCCGCCGGGCCUGCCGCCAAUCGCGCCCAAGGACGGGUCGCCGGUGCCCGUGAAGACGUCCUCGUUCAACCGCGGCAUGCUCGCGGCGCCGUCGAAAGUGAUACGGCAGGGCACGCUGGCGCGCGUGACGCGCACGCCGUCGCUGCAACGCAUUCCCUCGCACACCUCGAACACGCGCACCUCGAUCGACGACCGCGCGACGGCCGCCGAGCGCGACGCGCACGGCGGGGAGGACCAGCAGUGCCAGGCCGGUCUGACGCGCGGCGGAGGCGAUCUUUGCUUCACGCUCUACCUCCUCGCGAUGCUGGAGGACAAGAACGGCGAGCGGCUGGAGACGCGCAUCUCGAUGCUGUCGGCGCGCAUUUCCGAGUUCGCGGCGGGGUCGUCGCACCAACAGUCCCGGGGGGGGUCGCGCGCCGUCUCGCGCGUGCCGUCGCGGGCGGGCUCCCGCCGGUCGCUCGUGGGCCAGCAGCAGCACUCGCAGCGCAUGCUGCUCCAGAACAGCUCGGCGCGGCAGCUCGGCUCCGAGGGCGACGCGGACGACCCCCCGGGGCGCGCCCGCACCUCGAUGGAGGGGACCCUGACGCCGGAGCGCUCGCAGCUGCGGCACGCGGGGUCGUCGAUCCGACGGAACAUGGACGCGACCGGCGAGAGCGGCGACCAGGCGCUGCCGUUCAUGCCCAGGCUGGACGGUCCGGGCGGCCCGCCGUCGUCGGUUGGCGCAGGGUCCGUUCCGCGCGUGGUGAACAGGAUGUCGAUGGACUCGACGGGCCUCGGACUGGGGCUGCCGGGCGGGGCGCCGGCGCCGCCGGGGGGCGCCGCGAACCCCGCGAUUUCGAUGCUGCGGCAGCGCGUGAGCCGUCGCCAGAUGCAGCUGCCCUACACCGUCAAGCGGCGGAGCCAGAUCUCCAUGCGGGACGAGUACCCGCCGGGCAUGGACGGCGGGCCGUCGUCCGCGGCGAUGGUGCCGCCGACGGUCUCGCGGUUCGCGCGUCCGUCGAUGCUGGCACCUGUUGACGAGUCGGUGCGCGAGCAGGGGGAGGAUCCGUCGCGCGCGGCGCGCUCGCGGGUGUCGCGCGCGUCGCGGCUGUCGAGCGAGCGGCCGCCGAUGAGCCAGAUCUCCGAGAUCGGCCCGCCGGUGGGCGGCGGCACGGGCGUGCGGUCGCGGCCCGCGCCAAUGCCAGGGCGCGGCGCGGCGGCGGCGCGGCGGAUCUCUGGGUCGGACUCGCACAUCAGGAACGACGCGGGCGAGCGGGCGGGACCGGGGACGGCCGGCCCGGGCAGCGCGGACCUCGCACACUCGCGCUCGCAGGCAGAGGAGAGCGCGCGAGACUCAGAGCGCCCCGGCAUGCUGCGCAUGCCGCGGGACACCGACGAGCCGCCGCAGGACGAGGUCCACGCCGCGCCGCUGCACAAGACGAUGCCCGCCGGCACGUCCCUGUCCGCGGCGAUGGCGGGGGCGGCGCGGAGCAUGCAAGGCUCCGACACCAGCGGGCAGGACCGCAAGAGCUUCGGGUGGACGAUGGGCAACACGUUCGAGGACGCGCUGCGGCACCUGUCGCCGGCCGUGGCGCGCGAGGGCAGCGAGGCGGGCGUGGCGCACGCGAGCGCGCUGCAGUCAAACCCUAGCGCGAGCAGCAUGCAGUUGAGUUCGCUGCACCGCGGCGGGACGAUCUCGAAGCUCAAGGCGCGCGCGGCGCGCCGGAAGAGCCUCCUGAGCGACCAGGCCGCGAUGGACGCCGCGGCCGCCGCGGCGCGCGAGCGGCAGCUCCACGUGCAGUCGACGGCGGAGCGCGAAGUCAACGAAACGAAGACUCUGGCCAUCGGCGUGAUCGACGGCAAGCGCGCGGGCUUCUUCAACCAGUACGCGGUGCUCAAGACCAUCGGGUCCGGCGCGAACGGCGACGUGAAGCUCUGCAUGGACAUGUCGGAGCACCGCCUGGUGGCGGUGAAGCUGGUGAACAAGCGCCCGCCGGGGAUGGCUCCUCCGAAGCGCGCGUACGGGUGCCACACGAAGCAGGACAAGGCCGCGGUGCUGAAGCGCGAGGCGGAGGUGCUGACGCGGCUGGACCACCCCAACGUCGUCAAGGUGUACGAGGUGAUCGACGACAGCCACAUGCCGCACCUGCUGUGCGUGAUGGAGUUCAUCGAGGGCGGGCCGGUGCAGAUGAACUCGGAGGACGACGGCGCGGAGAUCCUCUCCGAGGCGACCGCGCGCGACUACUUCGCGCAGCUCCUGGACGCGCUCGACUUUCUGCACGAGGAGGGCGUCAUUCACGGCGACAUCAAGCCCGCGAACCUGCUGCUCGGCGCGGACGGCAACGUGCGGCUCGCGGACUUCGGGAGCGCGACGGUCCUGCAGCCCGGGCAGGAGGACCGUCUGCUCGCCGUCAAGGGCACGCCGGCGUUCCUCGCUCCGGAGAUCUGCAUGGGCGAGGAGUUCAGCGGGGCGGCCGCGGACGUCUGGGCCGCGGGCGUGACGCUGUACGUGAUGCUGUGCGGCGAGCUCCCCUUCGGCACGCGAUCGAUGACGAUGUUCCAAAUGUACGAUGCGAUCAUGGACGACGAUCUGAUCUUCCCAGAACACGUGGCGCUCAGCGAGAACGCCCGCGACCUGCUCACGUGGAUCCUCACGAAGGACCCCGCGCAGCGCCCGACGCUGUUCGACAUCAUCAUGCACCCCUGGCUCGGCGAGGGCGUCGAGGAGGGGGGGCUUGGGGAGGAGUUCGAGGAAGUCCCCCCCGCCGCGCCCGCACCCGCACCCGCGCCGGCCGCGAAGCCCAUCCUACGCUCGCAGUCGCUGCGCGUGUCCUCCACGGUCGGGAGACCCGAGAGCCCGCGCGCGGCCGGCGGGGACCGUCGCGAGAUGCGCCCGAGUCCCAGUUUUGUGCGCUUCCAAGACGGAACCGCGCCGGGCGACGCGACGCCGGAGCCGCAGGACGCGGCGCCCGGCCCGAUGGGGCGGCUGCCGUCGCUCGGGAAGGUGCCGCAGGCGCCUCCGCUGCAGUGGUCGGGCUCGGGCACGCAGGCGACGGGCGGCGCGGGACUUCGUCGCGCGGUGCUGCGGCGGACGAUGACGAUGGCGGCGGAGAACCCGCUCCCGACGGUCGAGGAGGACGAUUCCCCGCUGUCGACGCGCCCGAGCACCACGCUCGGCCGCACGAUGCCGGCUCGCGCGUCACUCGCAUCGCAGGUCUCCCAAGGCGGGCUCACGCGGCCGUCGACGGCGUCGCGGGCGGACGGGUCGUUCCACGGCGCGAUCGAGUACAUGAGGGAGAUGCUCGCGGACACGAUCCCGGAGCGGUCGUUCGCGGCGGGGGAGUUUUUGGCCAUGGAGGGCACGGACGGGGAGUCGAUGUUCUUCGUGGUGGAGGGGCACGUGGAGGUGCUCAAGUGGAUCGCGGACGAAGACGGCGAGGACGACGGCGCGGAGGAGGGCAACGGCGAGGCCGCGGACGGCCUCGGGGAGCUCCCCGGCGCCGGCAUGGGCAUGCCCUUUGUCAGCCACGGGCGACAGCGCAGCGUGCCGAAGCUCGGGCGGUACGUGUCGGGCAUGAUCGACCGGCACCUGGACCUCGACGACGUCGAGAACCUGAUGCCGUACGGCACGAGCAACGACUCGGGAUCCCGGCGGAGCUUCGACACUGACCAGACGAGCCAACCUGGGUCCGCCGGGCCGGCCGUCAUCAAGCGCGCGCGCUCGGGGUCGCUCGGGAUGGACGCCGCCGCGCCGCGCCCGACGCGUCUCAAGCGCCACCUUUCCGAGAAGAUGGACAUCCCCCCGGGCGUUGCCGAGGAGGGUGGGUCGCUGCGCUCCGCGGCGGACGGCGGCGCGGCGCGGGCGUCGAACGGGUUCUCGCCGCCGGGCUCGCCGCGGCGCAUGAGCGGUGCGCCGUCGAUGCCGGCGCCCCCGCGGCCGCUCGAGAUCGACACGGGCGCGGGCAACGGCAACCUGUCGUCGGCGCGCAGCGUGGGGCACCACCGCACCGGCUCGACGAUGUCGAGCAUCACGACGCCGCGGAUGUUCUACGGCGACAAGACGCAGCGGCGCGACCUCGAGGAGCUCAUGGAGCGCGCGGCGCUCACCGCGGAGUCGCUCGGUAAUGCCGUGCGCGAAUCCGAGGGUUGGCAGAUCCUGGCUCGCAAGGGCCCCGGAGACGUGGUCGGCGAGAUGGCCGUGAUCAACCAGAGCAUUCGGACGGCGUCCCUGCGCGCGGCGACGGACGUCGUGGCGCUCGAGGUGAACAAGUCGGCACUGCGCGCCGUGGCGGAGGCGCACCCGCGGCUGCAGCACGAGCUGAAGCGGCUGGUGGCGGAGCGCACGGCGACGCGGCGCAUGGCGGAGGCGUUCGAGCAGCUGGCGGGGCUGCGCCGGCCGAAGACGGCGGCCUCGAAUCGGUCGUCGAUGGGCGGGCACAGCGCGUCGUCGCUGGCGACCACUGCGGGCACGCGGUCGCGCGCGGGGUUCAGCCGCGUGGGGUCGCACGUGACGUCGAUGACGACGGGGGGCUCCAUGUCGGCGGCGCCUGACGAGUUCGAUUCCGAGGAGGAAGAUGACCGCGAAGAGAAGGAAUGA
This is a messenger RNA of Pedinophyceae sp. YPF-701, 5322 nucleotides long. Lineage: Eukaryota; Viridiplantae; Chlorophyta; Pedinophyceae. The record is from the annotation of a GenBank genome assembly.